AUAUGAAGGAAUGACAGAGAAGUUAUUGAAAUUAAUAGAAAUUCUGAAAUUACGAAAAUUCUGAUCCAGAUUGAUGGCACUAUACAAUUGAAUUCGAAUGUUCAACCUAUAAAACUAGCAAACUCAGAACCAAAAGCUGGAACAAUAGUGACUGUAACUGGCUGGGGCGCACUUAAGCAAGGUGGACCAACUUCAACACAUUUGAUGAAAGUAUCGCUUCCCAUAGUGAGCAGAUCCGAAUGUCAAAAUGCUUAUAAGAAUUACAACACAAUCACAAACAGAAUGAUAUGUGCCGGUUACACCCAAGGCGGAAAGGAUUCUUGUCAAGGUGAUUCUGGUGGUCCUAUGGUGGCUGGAGGAAUUCUCUAUGGCAUCGUGUCAUGGGGUUAUAAAUGUGCUCAGCCAAAGUAUCCUGGCGUUUAUACGAACGUGGCUAAUUUACGAUCUUGGAUUAAGAAUAAUAGCGGAGUAUAAAAAA
Molecule: messenger RNA, 478 nt
Organism: Apis dorsata (giant honeybee)
Lineage: Eukaryota; Metazoa; Arthropoda; Insecta; Hymenoptera; Apidae
Product: trypsin-2-like
Exons: 2
Coding region: 205-474 (89 amino acids)
Biological process (GO): proteolysis
Molecular function (GO): serine-type endopeptidase activity
Source: RefSeq, a predicted model, not a curated record